AAACAAUCAGAAUUUCGUGAUGGCGGAGGGCACAUCUGAUGCAGGAGAAGUGGCAGGAGGAAGCUGCUUGCCAUUAUCCGCAGAGAUCAUGGAGGCGGGCAAGCAUGUGAUUCUGCGAGAUCUGAGGGGCGUCGACUACAUCAAGAAGGUCCAAAGGGGCAGGUGAGGCGCACACAAGCGACAUUUAUCGAAAACAGGCGACUGCAUUCAUUACUUCAUUGUGUGUGUGUGUGUGUGUGUGUGUGUUGCAGGGACGAGCGGAUAGGCAAGUAUAAGUUCCCAUUGGGUCUGCUGAUCGGUCAGCCCUACGGCAGCACAUUCAGGGAGGAGGGCGGCAAGUGGAAGGGAGCCGCCAAAAUCACACUCGGCACCAUCGACGGUAUCUAUCGUUCAGCACCGCACAACCGCACACCACACGCCCUCGCCAAACACACAAUGUGUCUACGACAAUGCCUUUCUCUCUGUGUGGGUGUGUCCAGAUGACGGUCAGGGAGAGGGAGAGGGCGAAGAGGAGGAUGCGGCAGCGGACGAUGGCGAUGGGGAUGGCGAUGGAGAUAUGGAGCAGCCAGAGCCUGCUGUCGGUGGGGCUGGGCUGCAGCGGACCAAUCAGUAUCUGCAGGACGACAACACGGCGCAGGCACUCACCCAGGACGACAUACACAGGAUGAAACAAGAAGGUCAGCCAGCCAGCCAGCCGCUGUGUUGCUGCGGGUGAUGCGUGGGUGAGCGGAUGUGUGUUGUCGUGCCCCUCUCUGUUGGUAAUGCAUUCGCACUGGCAGGCAAGAGUGCAGACGAGCUGAUUGCCGCCCUCAAGGCGCAUUCCUCUACCUUUGCGGGCAAGACGGCCUUCUCGCAGCAGAAAUGGCUCGUCAAAAAACAGAAAAAGUGAGUGGGGUGGAUGACACCACACCACACACACAUACCCACUGACUGAGACGGGAGAGAGGUCGUGUGUGUCUUCCUGUGCUGUAUGUAUGUCAUGUGUGCUGUGUGUGCUGCAGGUACGUGAAGCAGCUGACUGCGAUGCGGCCUGGGAUACUGGAGCUGUGCGAACUCUACGCACAGAUCGACCCUGCAAAGAUAUGGUGGGUAGCGCCCCGCACACACGCAUCAACACUUUUUACUGUGUUAACUCACAUGUGUGUGUGUGUGUGUGUGUGUUGCAGUGGUCUGCGUGUGGACUAUGUGGGUGCCAUUGUGACGUUGGGGAACGUGUCGAGCGGCCGUCGCGUGAUCGUGUGCGACCAGUCGAUGGGCCUCAUCACAGCAGCCAUCGCACAGCAAAUGGCAGGUGGGAUGGGUGGGUAUCGCACAGCAAAUGGCAGGUGGGAUGGGUGGGUGGGUGUGUUGAUUCUGUCCGUCCGCCACGUCACGUCCAUGCCAUCCAUCCACCGAUCAGAUCACGACACUGGAGCUGUGUGGUGUGGCGUGUGGCGUGCAGGUGAUGGUGUGCUGUAUCGGGUGACCCGUCGUGGUGUGAGUGACAAGAUCGUGCACGAGCUGGACACGCCCACACAGCAUAGACAGAUCGUCACUGAUGUCCCCUCGGAGAUCGUAAGGAACCGAUCCCACACACACCACACGGACACCCUCACACGACACACGGAGAUACACUCGUGUGUGUCUGUGUCUGUGUGUGUGUGUGUGUCUGUGUCUGUGUUGGCAUCUAUGUUAUCAGCUGACGAGUGCCAGCCCCUGGGAAGAGCCGUGGCUGAAGCAGACUGCCGCCACCCCACACACGGCAACACAGCAGGGAACAGAAGCAGCAGCACCACCACCACCAGCAGCAGCAGCAGCAGCAGCAGGGCCAGAGAGAGAAGAACCAGACAAGGACACCACACAGGCGGCCGACGCCCAAACCACUGAACAGGGUAUGCAAGCUAGCCCACACUCACACCCUCCAGACAACAAACCUCCCUCCCUCCCUCCCCCCCUCCCUCCUUCUCGGUCGGUCAAUCACAGGCGACAAAGCGGCAAGCAGCCGAUCUCGUGGCCGCAAGCGGAAAGCCCCGCCAACGAGCAGACCGUCGGAUGAUGAUCCCGGCAGCACCACACCAGCACCGCCGGCAUCUGACGUGCGGAGGGAGCGGCGGAUCGCCAUCUUCAAACGGCUGGAGAACGAGGGCGUGCAGAGGUGGGUGAGAUGACGUGUGAGCGCAUCUAUGCCGCCGCAUUACGUGUGAGUGUGUGUGGGUGGGUGGGUGGGACAUGCAUGUCAGUGUGGUUGGUGUGCUGGCUGGCCCGCCGAAGGGUGAUCCCGCUGCCAUGUCUGGCGAGAUGAUGACUCUCGCCGACCGAUACCUCAAACCUGGUGAGGAAGCUGAACCGAACCGAGCAGCUGAGCUAGCCGUGUGUGGUGGUCACUUCACUUACACUCUCCCUGUCUUUCCCAUGCAGACGGUCGCUUUGUCCUCUACUGCCAAUACGCGCAGGUGCGGCAGCCAUACAGUACAGCCAGGCCCCCCCCGCACAAACACACCGCACCGUGCUGUGUUGUGUUGUGUUGUGUGGUGCCACCUUUCAUGCCCCUCCCCUCUCUGUCUGUCUGGGUGUGUGUGUGCGUGGUAUCCGUCCACCCCCAUCAGCCGUUGACAUCGCUGCAGGCGGCACUGCACCGGUCCCCCUCGUUCAUCCAUGUGCGGGUGGAGCAGCUCUUCCUGCGCGAGUGGCAGGUGCUGCCCGGCCGCACACACCCGCUCAUGGCCAGCGACAUGCGCCUCCUCGGCGGCUUCAUCCUCUCGGCUAUCAAGGUCCUUGACGGCUAGCUGAUAUGAUGUGUGUGUAUGGGUGUGUCUGUGGCGAUCUUGGCGUGCAGUGUUCUGUGUCUUUCCCUUGCCGUUCUCGAUGGUUGCUCUGCCCACUGCUCACAUGUCUGCGUGGGAGCAGUGAGCUGUAGCGAUGGUCGGGAACUCAGUGGCCGAGACACGAGACGGCAUGUCGGUGUGUGAACGGACGAAUUGGGCGAUGGGUGCACUGCACGGUGCAUGGUGGAUCAUUGGCGAUGCGCCUAUGCAUUGCAUUGUACAGUCAACCAGCUUGGCCGCACAGAAAGACACUGUGUUUGCGUGUCUCCGUCUGUACGUGUGUGUCGGUCUAGCUAUGUAUGAGUCACG
Messenger RNA from Vitrella brassicaformis, 3113 nucleotides. NCBI's taxonomy places the organism in Eukaryota, Vitrellaceae. The record is from the annotation of a GenBank genome assembly.